This is a messenger RNA of Cloeon dipterum, 5372 nucleotides long. RefSeq names its product GTPase activating protein and VPS9 domains 1 (gene Gapvd1). Lineage: Eukaryota; Metazoa; Arthropoda; Insecta; Ephemeroptera; Baetidae. Gene Ontology annotation, biological process: vesicle-mediated transport; regulation of GTPase activity. Gene Ontology annotation, cellular component: cytosol; endocytic vesicle. The record is from RefSeq and is a predicted model, not a curated record. Gene Ontology annotation, molecular function: guanyl-nucleotide exchange factor activity; small GTPase binding. The transcript is spliced from 23 exons. The coding region runs from base 188 to 4684 and encodes 1498 amino acids.
AGCGGAGCACGCACCGUGUUUUUAAUAAUUUUGGCAGGCAGGUAGUUGAAAAUAACUCGUAGUCUCGGAAGAAAAUCGGCUUUGGAAGAGAAUAAAACGUUGUUUUAACACCAAUCACCGAAGACAGGGCGAAUAAUUAAUGAGAAAAACUGGUUGAACGUUGGCUUCGAAGAAAGCGCUCAUCAACAUGAGUCCUAUCGAGUGGGACGAUUUGCUGGACUUGGUGGACCGACUGGUCAAGGAGAAGUUCUUCAUAGCCAACGAGCAGAAACAGCUUGAGCAGCUGAAUGAACGGGUGUGUCAUGCAUCCUCAAAACUUGCGCAGCAAUGCUGGAUCGCGGGCCAGCUGAGGGCAAAUUUGAAUAGACUGAUCUAUCAAGGCUUCAAGCCGAUGGUCUGCUGUCAAAGACUGAACCAGCUGGAGAAUAUAUUGUUCAUAGACGCUCGAAAGCGACUAGGAUUCAUGGAGGCUCAAAACUACGGCACAUUCCUACAUUCCCUGCGCAACUCGCCACAGCUACUGGCUUCGUGCCUGGCGGCUGCUGAAAAAAUUGGAGCACUCCAAGCGGCUGUGCUGGGCCCUAUGGCACACACCCUGGUUGGUGGACUCUUUGGAGGCUGCGUCCUCGCAGAAGACGAGCGUCUGCUGCUCAAGCUCAUGCGUGAGCUCAUCUACCUUCAGGUGGCGCCGCACCAGGAGCCAACCCGCAUGUUGCGUCCGACCUCGUGCGCCUUCUCCCGGCUCUACGCUGUCUGGCACGAAGGUCUGUUCACAGCCAAGCUCUUCCUCACAGGAGCACUUCACGGGCCGAUUCUGCAGCUGCUCUCUGACGACGACGCCUAUCUGGACGCUGAUCCUGCUAAGAUGCUGCUUAGAUUCACUCCAGAAGCAAGUGCGCUGAAAUUUGGCGUUUCUGGCACUCCGGAGUUCGAGGACGCGACCAAGAGGUACAGAGAGUGGCUGGUGAAUCGGCUAAAUGCAGCUCUGAACCACUUUAUCGAGGGGAUCCAGACCAACAUGUUUCUCUUUCCUCAUCCAUUGAAAUGGAUCGUCAGGCAGUUGCACAUUUUACUCACUGAGUCAAGCCAAAUUGAUGCCAAACAAGUGAGCAUAAUGUGCACCGAUCUGGUGUUUGGCUCAUUCAUCUGCCCAGCCAUCGUAAACCCUGAGAUGUAUGGCAUCACCGACUUGCCCAUGAGUGACAUUGCUCGGUUCAACCUGAUGCAAGUAGCUCAGAUCCUGCAGCGGCUGGCCAUUUGGCAGUGGCAGGAAGUCGACUCUAAAGUGAUGGACCUGUAUUCGCAGUACGACAAGAACUGCUUGUGUUCCAUCAUGGAGGAAAUUCUCGAGGGUAACAGCGAGUGUCUCGUAGAUGAGAGCGAGAAACCGAAUUCUCUGUCUGGUCUCACCAGAAUGGCUGUGGUUAUGACCGAAAAUGAGCUCCAUAGUCUAGUGAAUAUUCUUCAAUCAGUCAGCAACUCUAAUUGUGAAAACGUUGAUGAUAAGGCACUGUCAAGACUGCUCACUCAGCUCCCUACCACUGCUCACAAACUGAAAGAGCUAAGAGAGUCUAAAAGAUCUUCUGCGUCUCACGCGUUACUGCAACCCUCCACCUCUGGGCAUGCGCAAAAACACUCAGGUAAAAUUAAACAGAAUCAUCCAGAGAGGUGGAGAUCAAUGGGUUUUUUUCCUCAAGGAAAAAGCAAAGUCAGCAGAGUAUUUUCCGCGCCGCACGGUGAACAUUCAAACGGCUUAGAAGACAAGAUUGAAGAAGAUGAGGCUGACAAUUCUCCUGAGGAAGUGCUGGUCAUUCCGUUUGGAAGCGAGUCUUAUGAAUGCGUCGGUCUUCUGCCAGAGAACAAAUUCCUGGAGCACAACGGGCCUGACAUGUCCGUCUUGGAUGCGCAGUCAAAUCAGGGGCACACGCAUGAGAAAAGAACCAGGUUUUCGCUUUCCCACGAUGAUGGUUCCAUAGUUUCAGCUGGAAAUGUGAGUGACAACUUGGAAGCUGUUUCGGAAGCAGCGUCAAACCACAGUGCCGCGUCUUCCUUGGACAUUGAGGAGGGCGAGGAGAACGAGGAGGAUCCACAAGAUAACCUUUCAGAUAUGGUGUCAGCCAAUGUGUCAGGGAGGGGAACGCCGAGCAUCUCUGGCCGUGACACGCCUUCCAGCCAAGUGACGGAGAGCGAGGAAAUGGCCAAUGUGAACCAAGCGCAGCCAAGAGCUAUGCCGGAAAACAACCGACCAUCUGCCCAGCUGGGAGAGCUCGCCGGCCCUCCAGUGGCACCUUCUGUGAUGCCUCCGCCAAAGCAGCACUCGCGAACGGACAUUGAUGACAAGUUCGGCAAAUUUGAGAUCAAGAAGCUGAUCGAGGGCGACGAGACGUUCUCACUGGUGUCCGACACGUGGAGCACGGACGUGCUGGCCAGCGACAGCGAAAUGGUGGAGCACUCGUCUGAGAACAGCUUCCCCGUCGGUCAACCUUUGGCAAUGCUGCAGUCAGCCAGGAUCAACGAUCAGAACAUUCCGACAGUCGGCAUGCUUGAUGUGUCCGAAACUGCCUCCGAGGCGUGGAGCACAGACGUUAUGGCCUCUGACUCGGAACGAAUGGGUGAGGUCGACACUGACGACGCUGGAAGUGUUGCCAGGUCUGAUGACGUUGGACGGUCUGAAAUUGACGGGGAGACCAACAGAGACACCCCACCCUUGGCUGCAGCUAUGUCGUUCCGGCCCAUUCGAAUGGAGCUGCCAGUCCUGCGCGAGUCCCCGGCGCCCGUAGUGGUGGCGCCAAAGGUGAGCUUCCCCUCGUCAAGCAACUCGCCCCUGCGCGGCGCCAACGAGCUGUACCUACCGCCGUCGCCGCCAAGCAGCGUGGCGGCGGGCGGCGGCGCCGACUUGCGCGACGACGCCGAGCCGGACGGCGAGAGCAAGCUGAAGCCGGAGAACAAGGCGCGCAUGCUGUCAUCCAGCACUAGGUCGGAGGACUCGACGGACAGCAAGCAAACCAACUGCAGCAUCGGCCUCGACGUCGAGACGGUGGCGUCGCCGAUCCCAAGACUGAGCACCACUAGUUUGGCUUCCUCCAGUAGUAGCAGCAUGGGGGCUGGCAGCGACGCCAGAGGGCAGUCCAACACACCAGUUUUGCAGGAAAACAGCGUCGAGUUGAGGGCAGACCUGUCUGCAAGCAACAAGACCCCGACCAACAUUCCAAGCUCGUCCACUGGCGCCAUUCCGAAAAGUAUCAGCUUUGAUAAGACUGCGGAGAGAGGAGAUAGGGAUCAGGAUGAUGAAUCGAAAAACAAAAGAGGAAGUUUCUUCAGGAAUAUCAAGUUGCCUUUCAAGUCAAGGGGCCGCAAGUCAACCAGGCCGAGUCAUGAAGAAAUCAGAGGAAAUGGUGACAGUAGCGACGCUGUAUUCAGGAACAGGAGGAAAGGAGAUGAAAAUAAUCUCAUGGAUUCCGAGGAAAUAUUGGCCAAGUACAGGCGAAAGCCCGGCGGCCAGCCUUCCUGCUUAAGGCAGGAUUCAAAGGAAGGCCGUGAGAACGGAAUCGAUGAAGAUGAAGCUGAGGACGAGCACCUGCAUAUUGAUCCUUUGCAUCCCGAGCUCAGCUACGCUUUUGCCGACGCGAAACGUAAAUUGAGACUGGUUCUUUGCACUGUCGAUGGAGAGGGCGUCGGUCGGAAAAUCCUUGACAAACGAAACUCUCGCAGUCGCGCGUCUGAGAAGCUAACCAUGCUGCUAAAGCUGCUACUGACGGAAGCGAUGAGCAUGCAGGACGAGGGUCUGAUCGCGCAGGUGCACGAGGUGCUGCGUUGCGUCCAUCUGUUUGACGACGCCGGCUGCCGGAAGCUAAUCCAGGGGUUGAAGGACGACUACUUCAAACGCGCGCCAUAUGUCGCCUACAUCACUAGGAGCAAGUCAGGCCUGCUCACCACCCACUCUUCCAUCAAAAAGCUUCUUGAGCGAAUCAAACGCGAGCGGACCGCCAACGGACGUUACGUGAUCAAGAUGUGCGUAAGGCUGUACCUCGAGCAACGUGAGGACCAGCUUAGGCUGUUUGAGAGCAACUUCCAACAGCUCACAAUGCCUGAUGAGAAAACUGAGCUUUUGUACAACUUCCUCGAGGAGCUGGCGUCCGAAAUGGAACGAGAUCCUCUCUGGCGAGCAGCAAAUGAAUCAAGACUCGACAUUGCACGUCAGAUAGUGGAGCAGACUGUGAUCAGCAGGGUUUACCUGAACGCCCUAUAUCCUAAUGGAGAAGGAGAUAUUUCUAGAGAUCAGGUUUUGCACGAGCAUAUGAAGCACUUAUCAAAGAUAAUUACUCUCAACCACAAAGACUUACGAAUUCCAAAGUCAUUCCAGUACGAGUGCCCGUGGCCCAGCGCUCAAGCGAAAAUCUCAAUUUUGGGCGCAUGCAAAACGCCCAAAGAAAAAGUGCAGUGCGUGGUGGAUUGUGCCAAAACGAUAAUGCGUCUGCUCGAGCUGGCACACAACCAGUCCACUCCGGCUGCUGACGACUUCACGCCAGUUCUCGUCUAUGUGUUGAUAAAGGCAAACCCGCCAAGCUUGCUGAGCACAGUGCAGUACGUGAACGACUUCUUUGAGUCGAAGCUGUCGGGCGAGGAGUCGUACUGGUGGGUGCAGUUCUGUUCCGCCAUCGAGUACAUCAAAACCAUGGAUUAGCCAGCCAGCCGCUUUGGUGCGUGAUACACAUUAUGAUACAUAUGAAUAUAUUUUGCCGGGUUGAAUUGCGCUGACGUUCAUUUGGUCGUACUCGAAACGUAAGCUUAUAUAUCUCUCUCUCAGUCAAAGUAACAAAUCGUUGAUUAUGAAUCGAAUCUAUAAUAUCUGCUCAUGUUUAUUUUUUCGCAAAUACAUUCUUUCCACUUUGAAGCAAACAAUUAUUCUUCUCGUAAUACGUCACAAUAGACUGCUUUACCGAUGUAUACUUUGUGAGCUCGCUUCAUAGAAGAAUAUUUUGAAAUUAUCAAAUGACAUAGAACAGUAUGAUAUAUAAUAAUAUGUACUAUAAAUCUCUAUAUCUUAUAGUAACUGUUGAUUAGUUGAAAUGGAUACGUUGAAUAUAAUAUAUAUUUAGUUCUAGUCUUUACACAUGUAAAACUCUCUUCUUCGACCUAUGUAAUGAAAGCCCGGUUUUUUGUUAAAAUGUUUUACCGCCGCUCUCGCUAUUUGUAUAUGGAGUAUUUGGUUCAACGGCGUUUCGAAUUAUACAUGUCAUAUAUAACAUUCGUUCUUCCCUUGGUGUUUAAGCUAUAAACAUAAAUUAUUUGACCCUACCUAUAUUUUCUUAUUUUAACUUGGCUGAACACAAUAUUAGUUGAAAUCAAUAAAAUAUGUUUCUAAUUAUCGA